AUGGCUUCUGCUACCGGCAUCCCGGAGGUCCACCCCACGACGAUCGCCUCGCAGGAGGACGAGCCUCUGCUGGGCCACCCCGGUGAUGUCACCCAGAAGCAGGACGAGAGCAUCGCCCGCAAUCUGAUCACUGGCACGGCGAGUGUUGCACAGGUGGGAGUCUGGCUGCCUUCGCAGCUGGCCGCCCUCGUCUGGUCGAAGGUCCUCUCGCAGCCGCCAUCUCUCUUUACCGCGCAUCCCCUCCUCGCCACCUCCGCGUUGCUUCUGCAAGUUCAGGCAGCACUAGUUCUUCAGCCAACCUCCACUCCCCAGCAGAAACUCCUUGGCACCCGCAUCCACUACAGUAUCCAGCUGGUCAGCAUCCUGUGCUUUUUGGGCGCGUUCACCGUGAUCGAAGUCAACAAGGGCGACCAUCCUCACUUCAUCUCCCCGCACAGCAUCCUCGGCCUCCUGACCGUCAUCUUUGUUGCGCUGCAGGCUCUCGUCGGAGUGGCCCAGUUCUUCCUUCCUACAACUAUCUUCGGGAGUAUUGACGCUGGCAAACGCAUCUACAAAUAUCACCGCUGGUCCGGCUAUGUUCUGUUACUGCUGGAGGCUGCGACUGUCGUGGCGGCAACCCAGACAGGUUACAACGUCGCCAUGAUCCACAUUCCCGCAUGGGGAGUCGUCGUAGCCCUGCUUUUGACGGUGCUGGGUGUGGCGGCCAGAAUUAAGAAGCACAAGCUGGGGCUCGGAACCCACUGA
Penicillium argentinense is the source of this 744-nucleotide messenger RNA. Its product is annotated as cytochrome b561 domain-containing protein. The transcript is spliced from 4 exons. Gene Ontology annotation, molecular function: transmembrane monodehydroascorbate reductase activity. Lineage: Eukaryota; Fungi; Ascomycota; Eurotiomycetes; Eurotiales; Aspergillaceae. The coding region runs from base 1 to 744 and encodes 247 amino acids. The record is from RefSeq and is a predicted model, not a curated record.